GGGGCCGGGCCAGGCGUGCGGGGCCGGGCUGUGUGCGGGGCCAGGCCAGGCGUGCGGGGCGUCCGCGCCGGGCCCAGGAGAUGCUGCCAAGUGCUGGUGUCUAUUACUUCCCAUGGGAGAUCAACAGCUCAGUGCCAGAGGGGAAGGCUCUGAGGACAUUUGGCAGGUUAUGCUGCUACGACCUGGCCCAGUCCACAGCUCUUCUGACUGCUCAGCACAGCUCAGGCCAGUACCAGGUCUGUGUUGACACCAAGUUUGUGGAACCAUUCCAAGCCCAGCUGGGAUCUCGCUACAUGGUCCUGGGAGAGGCUGAACAUAGGGAAGGUGAGGGUCUGGUGGUAAAGGCACGAAUAUUGACCUGCGUGGAAGGGAUGAAUGUGCCCUUGCUGGAACAAGCCAUACAGGAGCAGAGAAAAUACUUCAACGAGAGACAGGAGCAGAUGGGAAACAGAAUGUCCUGACAGCAGCUCUGAGACACUCAUCCUUGCACUGCCGUUUGCAACAAGCAUGUUAGAAGUAAAUUUAGAGGGUGGGCUUGCAACAUUCUGGUUUUUGCCAUGGCAAAAGGGAAGCACUUGAGGUCUGUGAGUCAGUAUGUGACUGUGGGUUGUCCACUCAUGCCAGCUGUCAUCACUGAAAAUAGCUCUGGAAAGCAGGUUUGUUGUUUGUUUAAAAGGGUGGUUAAGGAAAGGCAGCACUUAAGUUAUAUGGGUCCUUUUGUGAUGCAAGGCUUGGAGGUGGCAGGAAAAAGAGAAGUCUUUGAAUCUCAAGUUGAGCAGCUCACACCCACUGCCACAGCACAGUGGGUCACCAGGCUGUUGGCAGAUGGGAGGUAAAGGGCAUGAGCACAAGGUUGCUUGGUCCCGUGUGGCUGCAGGUCCUCGAGUGCCUUCGUUUUGGUUAUCGUGCCUCAGUUGCCACACAGGAGAAUUCCUGGCAAAACGCUCACAUUUCUGGACUGAACAACAAAGAAACAAGAACCAAGAGUCACUAUUUUCAGUAGCACCUGCUUCUUUGGGUUUUCAGGAGUGUCCAAGGGGGAAAAUUACUUCAGUUCUAAAAUAUUAAGAGUGCCCUGAGAAGCACCACUUGACUUUCUUCCUUGACUCAAUUUUCAGAUACUUCCAAUCACUAUUUUUUUAACCCUCUAAAGGUUAUGAUUUAUAUUUUCCUGAAUAAAGAUGAAAAGAGAAGGCA
Messenger RNA from Apus apus (common swift), 1197 nucleotides. RefSeq names its product TEN1 subunit of CST complex (gene TEN1). Bases 81 to 461 code for a protein of 126 amino acids. Gene Ontology annotation, biological process: negative regulation of telomere maintenance via telomerase. The record is from RefSeq and is a predicted model, not a curated record. NCBI's taxonomy places the organism in Eukaryota, Metazoa, Chordata, Aves, Apodiformes, Apodidae. Gene Ontology annotation, cellular component: CST complex. The transcript is spliced from 4 exons. Gene Ontology annotation, molecular function: telomerase inhibitor activity; telomeric repeat DNA binding; single-stranded DNA binding.